AUGGACAAAGUGACGGCUAGAAACACCCCAGCGACAGAGCAAGACUGCCCCAUCUGCUUUAACAAGUUUGAUUCUUUCAUUCGAAAACCCAAGCUCUUGGCUUGCCAGCACUGUUUCUGUGCAAUCUGCCUGAAGAUCAUGGUGUCAGUCAAGGAUGGCUCCUGGGUCGUCACUUGCCCUCUCUGCAGACGCUCCACGCUGGUGAUGGAGGCACUCAUCAGCAAUCUUCCGGAUAAUCCACGCCUGAUGGACGUCCUGUCCAGGAGGAUGUCCGCCUUCCCCGAAUCUGUGCCCGAGGUGGUGCUGUCUCCACACCUCCUGCUGCAGACCCACACAAGCACUUGUACUCUGGUCAGCCAGAGCACCGGUCACCCAGAGAACGAGAACGAGCAAUUUCGGAAUCGGGUAGCCGUAUCAGCCAUCAAACGCUUUAUGCUGACUAUGCUCUUCUUCUUGAUCCUUAUAUUUGCACUGCAGUAUUUCUUCAAAAACUCGGCCCUGACCUGGAUUCUGAUCGUCCUGACUGUUCUCUGUGCGUUGUCGGGGCUGUUACUUCUGUAUUUGGGUUGUCAGGAAGACAGGAGCAGGCCAUUCACAGCAUAUUGCAACUGUCUGCCCUGA
This is a messenger RNA of Hemiscyllium ocellatum (epaulette shark), 621 nucleotides long. RefSeq names its product E3 ubiquitin-protein ligase RNF186-like. The transcript has a single exon. The coding region runs from base 1 to 621 and encodes 206 amino acids. NCBI's taxonomy places the organism in Eukaryota, Metazoa, Chordata, Chondrichthyes, Orectolobiformes, Hemiscylliidae. The record is from RefSeq and is a predicted model, not a curated record.